Stegostoma tigrinum is the source of this 1115-nucleotide messenger RNA. Its product is annotated as ADP-ribosyl cyclase/cyclic ADP-ribose hydrolase 2-like. The coding region runs from base 57 to 839 and encodes 260 amino acids. Gene Ontology annotation, cellular component: plasma membrane. The record is from RefSeq and is a predicted model, not a curated record. Gene Ontology annotation, molecular function: phosphorus-oxygen lyase activity; NAD+ nucleosidase activity. NCBI's taxonomy places the organism in Eukaryota, Metazoa, Chordata, Chondrichthyes, Orectolobiformes, Stegostomatidae. The transcript is spliced from 8 exons. Gene Ontology annotation, biological process: positive regulation of B cell proliferation.
UGAAGUUGUGAAAUUUAUGCUGCAACAGUUGGAUUGAAAUUGAGACUCUUCUCAAAAUGGCAAAAUGCAGCAUGUUGCUGCUUGGAAUCCUAUUGAUGGAUUUCUCAACAUCAGUAAAGUCACAGCGUGGAAUUGGUACAGUUCGUAACUUGGAGGAGAUCAUAAUUGGCAGAUGCUAUAAUUACAUCAGAGUAGUGAAUCCUACAAUAGGAGAAAAGAACUGUUCGGCAAUCUGGGAAGCGUUUCAAAAUGCUUUUGCUUAUAAGAAACCCUACAAUGUUCUUCCAACUGACUAUAAGGAUUUUAUCAAUCUGGCACGGCAUGAUAUCCCUCGGGAUAAGGCAUUAUUCUGGGAAAAUACCAAGCUUCUGGUGAACAGGUAUUCAGAUCAAACCAGACGUAUGAUGCCUCUCGGUGACGCUCUGAUUGGUUUUCUGGCAGAUGACUUGAACUGGUGUGGACAACCUGAACCCCCUGGCAUAAACUAUGAAGUCUGUCCCACAAAUGAUUCUGAAGAUAACCCAGUGAAUUCCUUUUGGAAAAUAGCAUCUGAAUCGUAUGCGAAGGAAGCUGCCGGCAUCGUGACUGUGAUGCUGAAUGGCUCAGUUUCUGAUGGAACUUUUCCAAAAGAAGGAUUCUUCGCUAAAAAUGAGCUUCCGAAUUUAAGAAAUGACAAAGUCUCUGAAAUACAGAUUUGGGUCAUGGACAAUAUUGAUGGACCUGUUAGGGAGACAUGUGGGACAGGCACUGUGAAAGAUCUUGAAGACAUCAUAAAAGGGCGUAAUUUCAGCUACUCUUGCACAGACAAUUACAGUCCAUGUUUAGCAAGACUGCAAUAAGACAAAGGAAGACAUAAAUCAAUAACUAGCCAUCAGACAGAAGACAGAAAUCUUCUUAUUUGAUCUAUUGAUAUACUUAAGUGAAUAUUAGUUAAAAAACUAUAUGAUUUGCUAUUUUAGGCUCCAACGCAUAAACCUUUGCAAAAAAAUGUAUUGUUGAUAGUAGCCAUUCAAGGUGUAUGGAGCUUUAAAAUAAUAUUAUUUGCCUGAUUUUGACAUGUUCAAAAUGAAAAGAAUUGCUCGCUGUAACAUCUGUCAAUGAAAUGAUUACACUAU